Messenger RNA from Dimorphilus gyrociliatus, 1066 nucleotides. NCBI's taxonomy places the organism in Eukaryota, Metazoa, Annelida, Polychaeta, Dinophilidae. The record is from the annotation of a GenBank genome assembly.
UAUGUGCGGACCUUUGAUGUAUGCAUUUUUGAAAGGCGGCGUACCACCUCCAAAGAAGCCAGAGAAACAAACACCUCAAAGAAAAAAUAUACCAUGGGUUGAAAAAUAUCGACCAAGAUCUGUUAACGAUAUCGCCUACCAAGAUGAAGUUGUUGCAGUAUUGAAGAGUAUCGUUAAGAACUAUGAUAUGCCCAACUUGCUAUUUUACGGCCCUCCAGGUACAGGAAAAACCUCAAGUAUCUUGGCGAUGGCUAGACAGCUUUACGGAGCUCACUAUACUUCUCGAAUAUUAGAACUAAACGCAUCCGACGAAAGAGGUAUCAAUGUAGUGAGAGAAAAGGUGAAAUUAUUCGCCAGACAAACAGCAAGUUCCUACCUUCCAGAUGGAAACAGAUGUCCACCAUUUAAAAUAGUUAUUCUUGAUGAAGCUGAUUCAAUGACAAACGCAGCUCAAGCAGCUUUAAGAAGAACUAUUGAAAGUGAAGCGAAAACCACCAGAUUUUGUUUAAUAUGCAAUUACGUUAGUCGAAUAAUAGAACCUUUGGCUUCGAGAUGCGCCAAAUUUCGCUUUAAAUCUCUCUCAAACGAUGCUAUGACAGACAGGCUUAAAUCUAUUUGUAAAGAUGAAAAUAUUAAAUGCUCAGACGAGGCUUUAGAAACCUUACGUAAAGUAUCCGAAGGUGAUAUGAGAAAAUCUGUUACGUUUUUGCAAAGUUGUGCUAGAGUAUGCGGAGAAGAGACUAUAGAAAAGAAUACCGUACUGGAAGUUGCAGGAGUUAUUCCCGACGAAGUUAUAAAGAAUUUUAUUGAUAAAUGCUCGAAGAAUUCGCACUUUUCGCUACAAACUGCUGUAGAAAAAUUAGAAAUGAAUGGUUAUUCAGCUUCACAAUUAAUUUAUCAACUGCUGGAUGUAAUUUUGAAUAACGACAAUAUUGAUAUGAAGAAUAAGGCAAAAAUAUGCGAAAAGAUAGCGGAAGUGGAUUAUCGAUUAAUAGACGGCGCUGAUGAAUAUCUUCAAUUAAUGGAUUUGGGAAGUGUUUUAUUGGAAAAUUUACCCAACUACUAA